UUUUUUUUUAAAUUUAUGUCAUUAUGUCUGUCAUUUCAAGUUGGGAAGGACGUGAACAACAUUGAAAUCUACAUCAUCAUGAGUGAUUUGAACUCCAGUUUACUACAAAAUGCAUCAUUUGUGCGUCCAGAGUACUUUUUCAUCAGUGGAUUUUCUGGAAUACCUUUCAGUCAAUACUACUUUAUUUUUUUAAUCUUUGUCUAUAUUGUCUCACUGUGUGGGAACUCACUCGUCCUUUUCAUGAUAUUAGUUGACCGAACUCUGCAUAUUCCUAAAUACAUGGGGAUCUUUAAUUUAGCUCUGUCAGACUUUGGUGAAGCAAAUGCACUGAUUCCUAACCUUGUGAAGACUUUUCUUUUUCAGUCACAGUACAUAUCCUAUGAUGCUUGCUUGGCGAACAUGUUUUUUACUUUUUUCUUUUCUGGUGGACAGUCUUUGACUCUUGUUGUCAUGGCAUAUGAUCGUUUUAUUGCUAUUUGCUUUCCUCUGAGAUACCAUGCGAUUGUAAAUCACUCCUUCAUGUUUGUAACUUUAACAGCAAUAUGGCCAUUUAAUAUUAUGAUAGUAGGCACCAUGGUGGUUUUGAUUACACGACUUUCAUUCUGUAAAACCAAUGAGGUAAAAAGCUUUUUUUGUGACCAUGGACCAAUUUUUAAAAUUGCAUGUAAUGACAAUCGCUUAAAUCAGAUCAUGGCAAACAUUGGUAUUGUAAUAUACCUCUAUGUACCCUUGACUGGAAUAGUUGUAUCUUACUUAGGCAUUCUGUUGGCCCUAAUUCAAAUUACAACAUGGGAGGGUCGUCUUAAAGCAUUCAAAACAUGUAUCUCUCAUCUAUUGGUUGUAGGAAUAUAUUUUCUUCCUAUAACAAGUACAUACAUUGCAGCUGCACUAUCAUCUCUCCAUCCUAAUGCUCGGAUAAUUAAUACUUCACUAUCAUUAACAAUUCCACCUAUGUUAAAUCCCAUUAUUUAUGCCUUGAGCACAAAGGAAUUCAGAAACUUCAUAGUGAAAAUUAUUAAAAAGAAAACUACAAUUUCUCAGGUGCAGGCUUUGUCAAAGUGA
Neoarius graeffei (lesser salmon catfish) is the source of this 1062-nucleotide messenger RNA. RefSeq names its product olfactory receptor 10A2-like. Gene Ontology annotation, molecular function: olfactory receptor activity; G protein-coupled receptor activity. Gene Ontology annotation, cellular component: membrane. The transcript has a single exon. Gene Ontology annotation, biological process: G protein-coupled receptor signaling pathway. Bases 16 to 1062 code for a protein of 348 amino acids. Lineage: Eukaryota; Metazoa; Chordata; Actinopteri; Siluriformes; Ariidae. The record is from RefSeq and is a predicted model, not a curated record.